AUGAAGACGAUAAAAGACCAAGAUGGGAAUCUCAUCAAGGACGAUGAGCAGGUGCAAAAAGUCUUGUCUAUGUGGUCAUCCAUUGUAGGACCAGACUUGGACGAGGCGCUGGGCAAGAAGGGGAGCCACUAUCGCGGCGGCAGUCGACCCCACGCCUCCAUUAUCACUCAAGACGAUGUCAGCACUGCUCUAAUAUCGAAGCCGGAUCAUUAUGGCGACGGACCGAAGCCUCCAGAUGCAACACUAUCCUUCAUUGGAAACUUUCAACCUGAUCCUGACAACGUAAUCAUUCGUGUCAAAGACGCCCCCAGAUGGGAAAGGGAACGAAACAAUGGACCGACCAGAGGUAGCUCGCACUUUCUCAUCCACUCCGAGUACUCCAAGUCCUUCCUUUCAAGUACGACAGCAAUACUGGCCUACCCCGGCAACCCUGAAGAUCUAGGCAAAUUGUCUACAGAAGCCAGAACACUAUGCGAUGGGACCGACGAGGAGGCCACCGCGUACAUGCAGCAGAUGAUCAAGAACGCCGAGACGGCUUUUGAUCUCUUCGACAAAGAUCGACAGCGCUCAAAAACGAUUGCGGACAGCAUCAUGCCCUACCACAUUCAUCGAUACCAGGCCGGCAGACUUGAUCGUGAGCGCAGAGCCACUGCACGAUCCAACUACAUUGCUGCCUCGGUAUGCCGUGCGUUUGACGAGCAGCAAGAUAUGAGGAACAGCACGCGCAGUGGAUCUUAUAUACCACCGUACGUCUCUGCACCGAGCAAGUAUGCCUGGGAUAAAGCCCUCAAAACCGGAUGGAUUAGUGCCAGCGAUUUGCAUGGCCCACCUUAUGCGAUUGACGAAAUCUUGGACGACACCGCGCAGCGCUUGGCUACUCUCACGGGAUCGGGUAGAAGAGAAGAAGGCGAAGCACCUCCUCCAUCUUAUGGCGAUGCCAUUGAACUAAACACGGGUUUCAUCUCGAAUUCAUCAGGCUUGGGAUCCUCCAGCGCUUCGGCUUUCCCAAGCGAACGCAUCGAUCACCCACAACCGAGAGGUGCGAGCAAAAAGGAGCCAGUCGGCUACAAUGUUGACGACAAUAUUCUCUUGGGACAGCCUACCGCCGCCGCCAGCUCGUCUGCUGGUACUAGACAGGCAUCACAGUAUCGCGUCUCACACUUGUCGCCUACAGGCCACGAAACUAUCACCAAUAUCACCAGAGUAGGUGCUGACAGUAGACCACCGGGCGGUGGUUCUCGUCGUCGCAGACGCAGCAGGCUCCUGAGUUUUUGCGGGAAAAGUGACGAUAGUACUGAUUAA
This is a messenger RNA of Cryptococcus wingfieldii CBS 7118, 1302 nucleotides long. RefSeq lists its product as hypothetical. The record is from RefSeq and is a predicted model, not a curated record. Bases 1 to 1302 code for a protein of 433 amino acids. NCBI's taxonomy places the organism in Eukaryota, Fungi, Basidiomycota, Tremellomycetes, Tremellales, Cryptococcaceae. The transcript has a single exon.